Messenger RNA from Topomyia yanbarensis, 10480 nucleotides. RefSeq names its product mucin-2 (gene Cda5). The record is from RefSeq and is a predicted model, not a curated record. Gene Ontology annotation, molecular function: chitin binding; hydrolase activity, acting on carbon-nitrogen (but not peptide) bonds. Gene Ontology annotation, biological process: carbohydrate metabolic process. Gene Ontology annotation, cellular component: extracellular region. The transcript has 14 exons. The coding region runs from base 1 to 8784 and encodes 2927 amino acids. Lineage: Eukaryota; Metazoa; Arthropoda; Insecta; Diptera; Culicidae.
AUGAGGGCGGUUCUUCAGUUGUCUGGUAGAGGCUCGCCUCCCCAGAUCCUGUUGAAUCCGUCUAGUAGCGCUCGCUUGGCAACUGGAGAAAAUGUGCUCGCACAAACAAAACGAGUGUUCCGCACGGGAGUCGCACAACCUAGAGCUCUGGGCUCGAAUCCAAGAUCCAGUCACUCCUCCUCCGUGGAUUUCAACUGUCCCGAAGAGUUUGGGUAUUACUCUCACCCCACAGACUGUUCCCAGUAUUAUGUCUGUGUGUUCGGAGGAGCCCUGCUGGAAAGUUGUACCGGAGGGUUGAUGUACAGCCACGAGCUGCAAACCUGUGAUUGGCCUCGGAAUGUUGGCUGCGAUGAUCAAUCGCAGAACGCUCCUUCGGCACCAUCGCGAACUACCGUGACACCACGUGUGCCACAGGUUCUUUCCCGAAUUCGUUUCUCUUCGAGUGCACCUUCAGCACCGUCGGCACCGUCCGGUCCAUCCGGACCAAGCGGGCCCUCGGGUCCCUCUGGUCCAGGAUCAUCGGCACCAGCACGUAUUCAGCAGAUUCAGACCCUGCCACCACCACCACCACCAGCUAAUCUGAAUCCUGUGAUCACGACACGAGGACAACCGAAAAAUUCACCACAGGAAGAUAUUGCUAAGCUCUACGCGGAAGCCCACGAUACUCUUCCACCGGUCGAGGAAGAAGAGUCCGAUCGACAACAACGGGUCUACCGUGGUCAACCUAGCACUGUCACCCAAGUGCAGCGUGACCGAGAUGGAAUCCUGCAGCAGCCGAGCGUAAAUGCCAUCCCUACUCAUGCCAAAAUAGGUUCCUUCGCGUACAGUGCCCAGCCACAGCCGUUCAGUGACGAAGACGUACUGCAAGACUUAGACCGUGAAAAGCAAACUGCUCACACCAACGCCCACGAUCGCAAGAAACGUGACGUGGCCGCAGACGUUGCCAAAGCAACAAUCACCGCCGAUGACGCCCGUGAUAUGCCAAACGAUUCGCCGUCAAACGUUGAACAUCGACAAAACAAACGAUCCGAUCGACAAGAACCGGAAUUGACGGAUCUUACCCAAUUCGAGGAAGCAACCUACGGCGAGGAGAGCGCACGAAGUGUUCGACAACUUAGGCCACUGGGAAACUGGCAGUAUAGAUCGUUGGACGCUUCACUCUCCCGCCAAAACACUUUCCCCCCGAGCAGUUACGAUCCAUAUGCGUUCUCGGCUGGACCAACAUCACCGAGUUACCUCAAAUCUGGAGCACGAUACUAUCAGCCACAGACGUACAGUAAAAAAGAAAUAACGAAUAACUAUAACGAUUACCUCGAAGCUUACGUAAAAGCCAAACAAAGUGGGACUCAAUACUUAAGGCCAGUAGAAGCUACCCAUCACAAGCCAGCAGGUCUGCAGAAUUACAAAACAGUUACCAAAAUAACACCUCAGGAUGCAUUGAUUCCUCUCUUGCUCACCAAUCAAUCCCCGAGACCGCAGCAGUACCAAACCGCAUAUACAGCUGCCGCAUUUGUAAAUAACCACAACGGUCAAAAGUACACAACCCCAGUUCCUGAUAUAGGAGAUGACACCAUCCCCGAUAAUUUUGCAUAUUUUCAUUUCGGCAACCACUACUCAUCUACUCCCAUAUCCGUCAACAACCAUGCCAAGAACGCGGCCAAAGCCAAUCAACAGCAAUCCGCGAAGGUGGCUCAGUCCACCAACCGAAGUCCAUUCAUUGCAUUUAGCUCCGUCGGAGGAUUCUUUAAUAAUCAACCUACUCCCAGUCCCAUCAAAGAAUCCUUCGUAGGGGUAUCCAAGUAUCCAGUUCAGCAGGCCAAAUCCAAGAUCCUAACUGGACCCAGCACACCAGCCCCGGUCUAUGAAGAUGAUGGCAAUUCCAUAACACAACUGCAACGAUUUCCGUCUACCACUUCGAAGGCCCCAGUAACGACACUAGAAUUCUACCCACAAAAUUUGUUCAUUGGCAACGGGAAUAUAUACGCGAAUAACGGUCCACCCCACGGGACCUUCAAUAGCUACAACGAAAAACCGAUAUACGAAACAUCUACGCUUAGACCUGCUGGUUAUUUCAUAACCAAAUCCACGAAUGGUUUUCAACCAAUUUUGAAUCCCACGACACCACGGUACUAUUCGCAGGGCAGCCAAAAGAGCCCAGAUUACACGCGAUUCUUCGAAAGUAUUAAAAGUAGUCACGUUCAGCAAACAAAUACCAAAAUAAACGAUGAGUUGCAAAACAUCGGAGCACAACAUCCAAAGAACGGCACUACAAGUCUCCGGUCAGUACCAUCUGUGCAGCAGCAUAACAAAUUAAUUCACUAUGGUCCAUCGACCAUCAAACCUACUAGCGAAUCGAACGAGUAUUAUUAUGAACAAAACGACGAUGUUCGUGGUCAUAAAUAUGUAAAGAACACACUGACUGGCAAUCGCAAACCUAUUUAUUCCAAACAUCCCAGCCAAGACGACGACGAAGACGAGGAGUAUUACGACGAAGAUGACGAAGAUGACUAUGAGUAUAGAUAUCCGGUUAACAAGUCCAAAUACACUCCGAUGACGGAAACUAUGGCCCCAAGACCUCUGGGAAACUUGACCACACCAAGACCUGCCGCAUCCGUAUCCGGUCAUGUAUACUACCACAAUCACAAGUACGAAUCUACGACAUGGCGUCCGAAAAGUGUAACAAGUCAUGCUCCCACGACUAGCGAUAUUCCGCCAAUCAUUAAAUUCCCGGAAGAUGUAUUCCAAGGUAUUAGACCACUAGGCGACAUUCCACGCUAUCUGAACAAAUCAACCUCCCGACCAUACACCGUACGACAGCGAAUGCGACCAACUGCAAUCCCGAACGCAAAUCUAAUUGACGAAACGACUUCCAAGGAACUGCUUCGAACGACUGCCAAAUCGUAUACCCCCAAGAUUGUAGCCAAGACGACCACUACGACUUCAACAACAACUACAACUACGACGACGACUACACCAACACCACCACUAAGAAUACGGACCACCACGACGACGACUGUCGGUUCGACCUAUGAAACAACGCCGCGCAAGCGGUACACCGUCCGACCAAACCGCGGCCAGCAACGCUGGCGCACUACCGAGACCCCUGAACAGCCUACCGCUAGCACCAGACCGAACAAAAACCAACUCCGUAACGAUCGUUUGGAACUCGAUGAACGGCUACCAAACAGAGUUGAAACAUCUUCGCCGGCCCCAAGCAGAUACAGUCCCGAACAACCGCAGAAAACCGUUCUCAGCCAGAGCAACAAAAACUACUACAACACUAGCAACUACGAUCCGUCUGCGUACGAUUCCUACUACGCCGUCUACGAUGAGGAUGUAGAGCUGUACAGAGAUGUUGAAUACCAACCGCAGUACAACCAGAACAAUCAGCAGUCAUCGCCUCAACCGCAGAAGCCAAUCGUAACCUCUACCUACCGUCCGACCGUGGUCACUACCGUCGCUCCAACUUCUCAGCGAGAUCAGUCACUGUACGUCACUUCUCCCCGUACCACUUACCAACAGCGGCCAUCGUAUCAGGCCGAUUAUGAUGAUGCCCUUGUGUCACAGCUUGAAGAUGAUCGUUAUAAUCAGAAACAAACGCACACGCAACUCAGAAACGAUUUGAACUCGAUCUCCGAUCGCCCGAUUUUGGUAACGUCAACGAUUCGUACCUAUAACAGUCCAAAAUAUCAGACAGCCUUCGUAACAUCACCCGAACCGUUCUCACUUCCAUCAACAACCACAACAAGAACCACUACAACCACCACAACCAUCACUACAACACCAGCUCCGCUACAGUACUAUACCACAAGAUCAUCACAAUUGGAUGAAAAAAGCAAUAAAUCGACUCCCAAUUCAAUCAUAUUAACACUCGCAGCACGCGCGGGCUCCUCGUCCACAACAACCGAAAGCCCCCUCCUAGUAUCCUUUUCCCCGUUCUCCUUUACCUCUGGCAGAUCUGCCGGUUCCAGUUCCAAUAUAUUCAGACCUAAAUCGAAAAGCAACAGCACAACAACUACUAGCACAACAACCACUGCCGUUCCUUACAUAUCCUCGAGUAGUGAAUCCAACGAACCCUACCGAAUCCCACCGGAAAUCAAAUUCCAUCCCAUCCCAGAGGACAGCUACUACGACGACGAUGAAUAUCCUCUCAGUAAGACCAGAUAUGAAUACGACGUUCAAGAAAACGAUAGCAGCAAUGAUCAAUCGAGUAAGAAGUACAUAACCCAAAAAUUACUCCCAGUAAACCCACCCUCCUCCAAUUACGGUUUACCCGGAAGUCGUGAGAAAAGUCCUUUCUCUUACGAUCAACCCACAAAGUACGACUCAUACAACUACAACAAAUUGCCUUCUCCACUACCGUCGACAACCACUACUACCCAAAGACCAACUACCACGACUACAAGAUCAACUACCACUCCUAGUACUACUUCCACAUCUACAACCACGUCUACAACUACCUCUGAUCCGGUGGUACAACGUCAAAAAAUUCAAAGCUAUAUCGUUUCCGAAGUACAACCGGAAAGUUUCAAACCGUACAAAAAUUUCUCCUCUCUCAAAACCCCUUCCGUAUCGGACUACGAUAGCUUCCUAAGCAGCGGUGUUCGCACGCGUGGUCAAAAUACGUUUCUCAAAGCUCUAGGCACUACCCUUUCCGCCACCCAGCAAUCCACCAUCGCUACGUCUCCUAGUGUUGCACCUGAUUUAGCUUAUUCUUCUGAUGCAGCGACCCGUAUCAACCCCACCGAGAAAUCCAGCUUGGACAAGAUCUUUCGGGUAACUUUAAACUCUAAAUUCGGCAGCUCUCGUUCUGAGGAACCUGCCUUGACCGUAGGAAGACCAAGUUCAACACAGCCUCCACGAUACAUAGUCAAACCAGAACAGUUCGAUACAAAUAAUACCAUUCGAUUAACUUUAGGUGCCUCAAUAGGACAAAGUUCAACGACUACUCGAGCUCCCUUUUCUCCUUCGUCCCCUAGAUAUGUAAGCUACGACGAUGCCACUCGAUCUACUUCAGGUUAUUCUAAACAGAAAGAAUUCUCAACUACCACUGAUCGAUCAGUCAGCCAGCCCCCUCGCUACGAAGUCAAACCUGAACAGUUUGAAAGCAAUAAAUCGGUUCGAUUGACUUUAAAUGCUGGAAUCGGUGGUAGACCGAUUUUUUCUAAAGGAACUGUUGAAACUGUAGAAAUACCAUCCUCUAGCCCUAGGUAUAUUCAAUUUACUCAGACGGAUGCGAUAACUACGACAACCCCUGAACCCAGUACCACAACCAGCAAAGCGCUACGGCUAUCCCCGAGCUCUACUCUGGCUCCGGGACGUACUCGUUACUACCAAGAUAGAGAUGAGGUGGGAUCAUUUACUAGGUCCAAUUCCAAACCAACGAAAGUUAGUUUUCGAGACACGGAUCCUACCUCUUCUAGCGAAUGGGUUCCUUCUUAUCCAAACAAAGUAGUAUCAAGCGCACACAGCAACACGAUCCAAGAGAAUGAGGAACCGGAACCCGAUGAUAUUUUCAUUCCAUCCAAUGUUAAAGAAACUUACCAGAACCAGUUGGAGGUCAGAACACUACCACCAACGCGGUUUCCUCCCCGGUCUACUCUAGCGCCUACCGCUGCUGAAGAUAGUAGAAAAAUUGCGGAAUCAGUACAAAGUUUCACCACUCGAGGAUUAGUUUUCAAAGAAACGCUGAACAAAACUUUGGAAUCAAGCAAUAAUCCACGCCUUCUUGUAUCCCCCUUUAAAAGCCUAGAGGUUCAACGGCAAACAACCUCGUCGGACAAACCAUUUGCAUACUCUACUUCCCGUGUGAUUUCCAACUUAUACCGAAGUACGACGGAUGCACCUAGAGAACCCUUCAGAAGCUACUUUCUCAUAACAGCUCCCCCAAAACUGGCGAAUAUUGGCAAACUCUCUAGUACACCUGAAGCUACAACAAUUCCAUCGACUACUUCAACUUCUACUACUACUGCUAAAACUACUACAACUACCACCACUACAGAACUACCAACGACCACUACAUCUACAACAACCACCACCGAUUCUACUACUACCACGAGCACGACUCCACUAUCCACAAGUACCACAUAUACAUCCACCCCUUACUUUCCGUCCAUGGAAGACACCAGCACCACAACUGUGCCAAAGCCAACCGAAGUAUACCGGGGUCGUUACCGUCCCGUUUUCAACCUGGUAAAAUCUUCCGAUGCAUCCGACGAGGUUACCACUCCCCGUUAUCGACCUCGUAUUCGAAUCCCUACACGACGGUCCUAUACUCGGCUAAGACAAACUGCCUUGCCCGCUUCUAACAGGAGCCUUGACAAAGCAAACCAUCCUUUCACUAACACUGAAAGCACCCUGCUUUCGAUUUCUACAGAGUAUUUCGAUCGGCGCGUAACCCCCUCGCCAUCAUCGCCGUCGAUUUCCCCAUCUACUAGUUCACAUUUGAACAGAAUUAGCACCACCGAACGAUCUCGCUACGAUAGUGAUGAAUCGCCGGCUAAAUCUUCGCAUUACAAGUCGCGUUUUAGUGACGAUAGCGUUAAUACGUUUAAGAAAGUUACCGUUCCGUCGGAGAACGUGACACUUCAGACAAAUAGCGAACCCGUUAAAGUGGUUGCAAUCACCGACAAACCCAUCUACUACACCAGUUACCAUCUGACCUCGACUGAAGUGAACUCUUUUGGACCUUCCUCCAACAGCAAGACUGAGACGACGACAAAGAAAUUCCGUGCGACCGUUGAGAUGCCAGAAAUGAACAUCCCCACCGAAAAGGAGCUGUUGUCCUAUCAGCAGGACGACAGCGCCAGUAACGAAGAAGAAGAAGAAGAAGAAGACGAAGAUGUACAUGACGAAGAUGAUGAAGACCAAACGGAGGAGGACCUGGUGGACUAUUCUUACCUCGAAACGACCAGUGCUGCUUCGACCCCAACUACGACGUCUACGACCACUACAGCUAGCAGUCGACCGGCUAGCCCAUAUAAACCACUAUACCGUUCGUCUAAACGUUACACUAGCUCUACAACUACGUCUACUACUACUGAACAAACAACACUGAACACUGCCCAACAAUACGUGCAGGAUACAGCGACACAAAGACUCAACCAAACCCCUUCAACACUGCCAGUACAAAGUACAUCACAAUCAGACACCACCUUGACCAAUCCAUCGACGUCCGAAACAUCUAGCCUAGAUGAAUCGGAACGAACGAAUUUACCACCCACUUCCACAAACACAACCAUCACCUCCACCACAACCACCAACACCACUCCUCGCUUACCCACAACAUACUCCAUGAACAAGCUCCCACCGCGCGCAUCCAGGGUCAAUAAUGCCAUAAAGACCACGAUUGCGGCCGCACAGCUGCCACGCCGAUAUAGCAAACCAUCAGCCGGGAAAAGUAUACAAUGUACAGAAAACUCACUUUCCGCCAAAUGCAACGAAAUCCCGUCGAGAGGCAGUAACAGCAACCGUAACCGUGGACAGCAGCAGCAGCAACCACAGUACGUUACCGAUAUUCAGUCUACUGUUUCCGCAAACCGAGGAACACAUCCACCACGCGCUCGUCCUACUCUGAAGCCUGCGCAGACCAUCGUUUCUAAGGCGCAGGAGUUCAUUGAUAUCUACCGUCAUCCGGCGUCGCGUCCCGAGCCUCUAUACCCUCAACCGAACCCGGACAAAACAGCUGCCAAGUGUCGCAAGGAUGUUUGCCAGCUGCCUGAUUGCUACUGCGGUGGCAAAGACGUUCCUGGAGAACUUCCCGUCGAACAAGUGCCACAGAUUGUACUGCUCACCUUUGACGAUUCCGUCAACGACCUGAAUAAACAGCUGUACCAGGACCUGUUCGAACGAGGACGUGUGAAUCCAAACGGUUGUCCAAUCUCCGCUACCUUCUACGUAUCGCAUGAGUGGACCGACUACAGCCAGGUGCAGAAUCUGUAUUCCGAUGGACACGAAAUGGCGUCGCAUACCGUUUCUCACAGUUUCGGAGAGGCAUUCUCGCCCAAAAAGUGGGCUCGUGAAGUCGCCGGGCAGCGGGAGAUUCUUUCUGCGUAUGGUGGUGUAAAACUGGAGGAUGUUCGUGGAAUGCGCGCUCCGUUCCUGUCCAUCGGAGGUAACAAGAUGUUCAAGAUGCUGUAUGACUUCAACUUCACCUAUGAUUCGUCGAUGCCGGUCUAUGAAAACCGUCCACCGAGCUGGCCGUACACACUGGAUUACAAAAUAUUCCACGACUGUAUGAUUCCACCGUGUCCGACCAAGAGCUAUCCAGGAGUUUGGGAAGUACCUAUGGUGAUGUGGCAGGACCUGAACGGUGGUCGCUGUUCGAUGGGCGAUGCUUGCUCGAACCCACCGGAUGCCGACGGCGUGUACAAGAUGAUCAUGAAGAACUUCGAGCGGCACUAUACCACCAACCGAGCACCAUUCGGACUGUACUAUCACGCAGCCUGGUUCACGCAGCCUCACCAUAAGGAAGGCUUCAUACAGUUCCUGGACGCAAUCAACUCGAUGAAGGAUGUGUUCAUCGUGACCAACUGGCAGGCACUGCAGUGGGUACGCGAUCCGACACCCAUGUCCCGCAUGAAUUCGUUCCAGCCGUUCCAGUGUAACUACUCCGACCGUCCCAAGCGGUGCAAUAACCCGAAGGUAUGCAAUCUGUGGCACAAAUCCGGUGUUCGAUACAUGCGUACGUGCCAGCCCUGCCCGGAGAUUUACCCGUGGACCGGAAAGACUGGUAUCCGCUCUUCACGGAUCGACAGCGACAUCGAGAUUGCCGACACGAACUAAGUCAAUGACAACCGAGCAAAAUUUCACGGUAAUGGCAACCGUCUAUGCCGAUGACGACGACGCGGACGAUGAAGCAGAUAUAUUUGCGUGUAAUAAAAAUUUAAUGUGAACAAAAUCAGUCAAAAAAAAUUAGUCACCCAAGAAGUUGCAAAAACUAAGCCGAGGUCCCCCGGUACGCAGAAAACGAAGAAAAACGUCAAAAGACUAGAUGAUUCUUUUCUUUUCUCCAGCUUUAGGUUAAAAGAAGAGCAAUCCACCUAUGAUCUUUUUGAACUUUAGUUUUGGUUUUCUACCGAAAGAUUGAUUAAUUGAGGGAUUCUCGUGCGGUAAAAUUGUACACGUUGACAACGAAAAAACUAUUCACGAAUACCUAGAUUUACUAUAUCAAUUAACUACGAGUAAAGAAAGCUUCGCACUCACUUUUUCACCAACGCAUACUUGGUAAUUUAUUAUAAUUAAAAGUAUCAUCGAGCAGCACCUCGGAGCUUAGCUGUCUUCAUUUCCCAUGACCGGAGAGUUGGAUGAAGUUCUUUUUGAUAUUAUUGUAACUGUUAGACCUUUAAGAUUUUACUACAUAGAGCUAUUUUCCUGUAAAUACAGCGACUGUUGCGACAAUCAACAUACGAUGAAAACAAAGCAAAAACGACAAAUACUCACUCUAUAGUUUAGAAACUGAAAGCGAUCAAAUAUUAUUAAGACGUUUUGACAAAGAAAUCGGACCGAAAACAAAAUGGAGAAAGGUAGCACUGCCAUAUAAAAAACGAGAGGUUUUGCCCUUCCAAAACCCACAAGCUGCACGAAACUUCUGCUAUUUCGUUGAAAAAUAAUGUAACUAAGAGUUUAAAUUCCAAAAACAAAAGUUUGUUAGUUAGGUGUCCAAAUCCAUCGCGAGUUAGAAAAUCAUUCAAACCCUACUUUCUUUGUUCAAUUAUGUGAAAAAAAACUGAUUUCGACACAUUUCGAAGCACUUUAAGGUGAUGGAUUGCAUACCUAGCUAACUUUUAUGAAACAAUUUUUGAAACAAUUUGUGGGCAGACUCGAGUGAAUCGACGAGAAAAAUAAAAACAAUCGAAGAAUGACACUAAAAUUGAUAGUGAUAUAUUUAUAGCUAGUUAGAAAAUAAAUUAUAAACUGCUGCUAGGAUGAAUCUCUAAGGCAUAAGAAGCAACCUAUUGUACAUAAAGAUGAUUACAUAAUAAUACCCUUUCCAUUCAAAGGCUUGCUAAAUCAGCAUCCACAAGCAUGCACCAAUACAUGUGACUUCCGAAGUUCGCAUUUUAAUUGUAUUUAGUUUCGUUAAUUAAAUUUUCUGUUGAAAUUUUGCACACAUCUCAUUUUACAACUCAUUGCUAUUUGCUUUUUAAAGAGAUCAUUUUCUGUAGUCUAAAUAUAUGUUGUAGGGCGACGAGUGUGUAUUAGUGAUACAGCGUGAAAGACGCGUCGUAAACACGUGUAUCGUGAAAUCCGAUAUAAUACUGUCAAAACAUAGUGAGGGGAGAAGUGUUAAGAUAUAUCUUUAUUUACCACAACUUGUUUGCAAAUGGCAACUGGACUGUCGUCUGAAAAGAAGAGAAAACUUUAAAAGAGAUGUAAAUAAAUCAUGUGUACCGGAAAUCGUCGAAUUAAAAGUGAGUGUAUCGGAAGUGAUUCAAUAAAACAUGACAAUUUUUAAUAAAAUCAAACAAUGUUUACUGUA